AUGCAGGCCAGCCUCCUGAGAGCAGAGGAGGGGGAAGGGGACGGGGCCGGCGCGGGGGAGGAGGUGGUGCAGAUCCGGCUGGGGGACAAGUGCUACCCGGUGUGCAAGAGGAAACUCAUCGAGCAGAGCGACUACUUCCGUGCCCUGUACCGCUCGGGCAUGCGGGAGGCAGGGCAAGGCCAGGAGGAGCAGCUGCUGCGCGGGGGGCUCAGUGCCCUGGGCCUGGAGCUGGUGCUGGACUUCAUCAACACCUCCUGCCUGGCCAGGCUGGAGCAGGAGGAGGAGAGCGAUGAGGAGCCUCCCUUGCUGGAGGAACUGGUGGAGGCCGCUUCCUACCUGCAGGUCACCCCCUUGCUCCGCCUGCUUCUCUCUCAGGUGAAGCUGGGCAAUUGCUUGGAGCUGCACCGCCUGGCUCAGGUCUACGGUCUCCAGGACUUGCACGAUGCCUGUCUAGACUUCAUGGCUGCCCAUUACCAUCAGGUGCUGAGGAGGCCUGAUGCUCGGCCACAUCUCCUUCUGCCCCAUGCUCUUCAGCAACACUUGAAGGAGAGGCGGAUGAAGGGCACUGCCACCCUUGUGGCCAUCGGGGACUUCAUGGGUGCCUCCUCCCUCGGCCAGCCUCCUGGCUGUCACCCACAGGUGGAAGCUCCCUGGUCAAUGCUGAGGUAUGAUGAGGAGGCCCAGAGGUGGCUGCCCCUGGCCAACAACAUGCCCCCUGAUCUGGUGAACGUCCGAGGCUAUGGGUCCGCGAUGCUGGACAACUACCUGUUCAUUGUCGGGGGUUACCGGAUCACCAGCCAGGAGAUCUCCGCUGCCCACUGUUACAACCCUUGCCGAAAUGAGUGGAGUCAACUGGCUUCAAUGAACCAGAAGAGGUCCAAUUUUAAGCUUUUAGCUGUAAACGGAAAGCUCUAUGCCAUUGGUGGUCAAUCCCUUUCCAAUGUGGAGUGUUACAACCCAGAAAACGACUGGUGGAAUUUCGUGGCAUCCAUGCCAAACCCUCUUGCAGAAUUCUCGGCUUGCGAGUGCAAGGGCAAGAUCUAUGUUAUUGGAGGAUACACGACACGAGACAGGAAUAUGAACAUUUUGCAGUACUGUCCCACUUCUGAUUCCUGGACCAACUUUGAACUGUGUGAUGUCCAUGUUCGAAAGCAACAGAUGCUCUCUGUUGAAGAAACUAUAUACCUAGUAGGGGGCUGUAUUCAUGAACUUGGACCAAACCAAAAAUCCAGCCAAAGUGAGGAUGUGUUAACUGUGCAGUCUUACAACAUUGCUACCAAAGAAUGGCUCUACCUCAAAGAGAACACAUCAAAAUCAGGUCUUAACUUGACUUGCACUCUCCAUAAUGAUGGAAUUUAUAUAAUGAGUAGGGAUAUUACAUUAUCUACAAGCUUGGAGCACCGUGUGUUUCUUAAGUACAAUAUAUUUACAGACAGUUGGGAGUCACUAAGACGCUUUCCCACCUUUGGACAAAACAUGCUGAUCUGUUCUAUAUAUUUGCCUGAUGUGUGAGAAGUGUAACUGUGUCAGGUUUUUCUUCUCAGGUCAUUAAUCAUUCUUGUAAAAAAUAUUGCUCCCCCUAAAUAGUUCCAGUUUCAGAGUGUAAUGUGGUUGUAUAAUGUGGGCAUA
Tinamus guttatus (white-throated tinamou) is the source of this 1629-nucleotide messenger RNA. RefSeq names its product kelch-like protein 42. The record is from RefSeq and is a predicted model, not a curated record. NCBI's taxonomy places the organism in Eukaryota, Metazoa, Chordata, Aves, Tinamiformes, Tinamidae. Gene Ontology annotation, molecular function: protein binding.